Messenger RNA from Perognathus longimembris pacificus (Pacific pocket mouse), 1039 nucleotides. RefSeq names its product 1-acylglycerol-3-phosphate O-acyltransferase 2 (gene Agpat2). Gene Ontology annotation, biological process: phosphatidic acid biosynthetic process. The record is from RefSeq and is a predicted model, not a curated record. Gene Ontology annotation, molecular function: 1-acylglycerol-3-phosphate O-acyltransferase activity. Gene Ontology annotation, cellular component: endoplasmic reticulum. NCBI's taxonomy places the organism in Eukaryota, Metazoa, Chordata, Mammalia, Rodentia, Heteromyidae.
CGGGCGGCGGCGCCGUCGGGGCUCGGGCGCGCGGCCAUGGAGCUGUGGCCGUGGCUGGCGGCGGCGCUGCUGGGGCUGCUGCUGCUGCCGCUGCCGCUGAGCCGCGCCGGCCGGUUCUACGCGAAGCUCGGCGGCUACUGCGCGCUGUGCCUGGCGGCGUCGGCGCUGGCCUCGGCCGUCUGCCUGCUGCGCCACGGCGGCCGCACCGUGGAGAACAUGAGGCAAGCGGCGGGCCUGUUCGUGCGGUCCUUCAAGUACGUGUACAACCUCCGCUUUGACGUCAGGGGCCGGCGGAAGCUGGGUGGAAGGGCCUGUGUCAUCAUCUCCAACCACCAGAGCAUCCUAGACAUGAUGGGCCUCAUGGAGAUCCUCCCCAAGCGCUGUGUGCAGAUCGCCAAGAGGGAGCUGGUGUUCUUGGGGCCCGUGCUCAUCAUGUACCUCGGGGGUGUGCUCUUCAUCAACCGGCAGCGCUCCAGCACCGCCAUGUCCGUCAUGGCGGACCUGGGCCGGCGCAUGGUCAGGGGACAAUGUGACUCCUUCUCUCCCCAGCUCAAGGUGUGGAUCUACCCCGAGGGCACACGCAAUGACAACGGGGACCUGCUGCCCUUUAAGAAAGGCGCCUUCUACCUGGCCAUCCAGGCCCAGGUUCCCAUCAUCCCCGUGGUGUACUCCUCCUUCUCCUCCUUCUACAACUUCAGGACGAAGCUCUUCACCUCAGGAACCAUCAAGGUGCAAGUGCUGGACGCGGUCCCCACGGGCGGCCUCACCAGGGCCGACGUCCCCAAGCUCGUGGACUCCUGCCACCGGGCCAUGAGGGGCACCUUCCGCCACCUCUCCGGGAUGCCCCAGGAGAACGGGGCCGCCGAGGGACGCGACGGCCAGCCGGCCCAGUAGCCCGGGCCGCGCCCGGGGACGGCAGGCGGAAGAGGCCGGAGAACGGCCGCAGAGACCCUCUCCCGGGCUGCCCAAUAUCACUGUGUCUGGCCCCCCAGCCCUGGCUCCCAGGCUCUCAUUCGGGCUCUGGAAGCCGGAGGCCCUC